Molecule: messenger RNA, 2349 nt
Organism: Pteronotus mesoamericanus
Lineage: Eukaryota; Metazoa; Chordata; Mammalia; Chiroptera; Mormoopidae
Gene: TMBIM1
Product: transmembrane BAX inhibitor motif containing 1
Exons: 12
Coding region: 159-1079 (306 amino acids)
Biological process (GO): negative regulation of apoptotic signaling pathway
Cellular component (GO): Golgi apparatus; endoplasmic reticulum
Source: RefSeq, a predicted model, not a curated record
GCGACGGGGCGGGGCGCGGGGCCCCAGCCCAGCUCAGCCCAUCCCAGCCCAGGCCAGAGCUGACGGUGCGGGACUUGCGACGCCUGGAGGCCGGGAACACACCGUCUGAAUCGGCCAGGUCCCAGCAGCUGGGGUCUCUCCUCAGCCCUUGAGCGGCCAUGUCCAACCCCAGUGCCCCGCCUCCGUAUGAGGACCGAAACCCCCUGUACCCUCCACCCCAGGGUGGCUAUGGGCAGCCGUCCGUCCUGCCUGGCGGGUACCCUGCCUACCCCGCCUACCCACAGCCUGGCUAUGGUCACCCUGCUGGCUACCCACAGCCUAUGCCCCCCAUCCACCCGAUGCCCAUGCACUACGGCCCGGGCUAUGAUGGUGAGAGAGCAGUGAGUGACAGCUUUGGGCCUGGAGAUUGGGAAGACAUGAAAGUUCGACACACCUUCAUUCGAAAGGUGUACAGCAUCAUCUCCGUCCAGCUGCUCAUCACGGUGGCCAUCAUCGCUAUCUUCACCUUUGUGCAGCCCGUCGGCGAGUUUGUGAGGAGAAACACGGCUGUCUACUACGUAUCCUAUGCCGUCUUCCUGGCUACCUACCUGACCCUUGCCUGCUGCCAGGGACCCAGACGCCGUUUCCCAUGGAACAUCAUCCUGCUGGUCCUCUUUACUCUUGCCCUGGGCUUCAUGACCGGUACCAUUGCCAGCAUGUAUCAGACCAAAGCCGUCAUCAUUGCAAUGAUCAUCACGGCCGUGGUGUCCAUUUCAGUCACCAUCUUCUGCUUCCAAACCAAGGUGGACUUCACGUCGUGCACAGGCCUCUUCUGUGUCCUGGGAAUUGUGAUGAUGGUGACUGGGAUUGUCACUGCCAUUGUGCUGGCCUUCAAAUAUGUUUACUGGCUCCAUAUGGUCUAUGCUGCUCUGGGGGCCAUUUGCUUCACCUUGUUCCUGGCUUACGACACGCAGCUGGUCCUGGGGAACCGGAAGCACACCAUCAGCCCAGAGGACUACAUCACUGGCGCCCUGCAGAUCUACACGGACAUCAUCUACAUCUUCACCUUCGUGCUGCAGCUGGUGGGGAGUCGCGAUUAAGAGCACCCCCAGUUCUGCUCCACCCAGGGCUCUCACAUCCCUAGAGGGCUGGGCCUUAUGACCGGGGUCUAGGCCACGGGCCCCUUUCCUUCCCCUCAAGUAAUAUGCCCAGUGUCCUUUCUGUCCUGUGUGGUGGCCUCUCUGGCUGUGGAUAUAUGGGUACCACCCAGUGGCGCUGGAGGAACUGGGAACUAACUCUUGGCAGGGACUAGGCUGAAUAUGUACCCACUAUGUGGCACCAAAUUCUUCUUAACUGCUGGAGUUAGAGCGGGGAGGGAUGACAAGAGCCUAUUCUGUAACUAAAAGGGAAUAUGGAGGUGGAAGUGACUUCCAGGUGGCGAGGUUUCCCCUCCCACUGUUGCCAUAGGCUUCUGGGCUAAGUAGCUGGGGCUGUUUUCCUUCAACCCCUAACAAAGAGCUUUGUCCCCAGCCUCCGGGCCUCCCACAGCCUUAUCCUGUACUCCUUUGGCAAACCCUGGCACUCCCCAGCUCAGGGAGGUGUCAUAAAUCUGUGCCUGUGGGCCCCCCUGCUUCAGCUCCUCUUCUGAUGGCGUGUAUAUACUAUUUAUCUGGGUUGGGGGCAGGGGAGGGAGAUGAAAGCAAACAAAGUCAAGUGCAGGGGCCAGUACAGAGCAGCAUCUACUCUGGGCUUCCCAUGGCUGUGGCGGCAGAGAAAGCAGGCCCACUUGCAGCCCUCCAGUCCCCAUUCUCCCAGGCUGCCUGGGGUCGGGCCUGGGGGGCUCCCUGGUGCUUGAGAUCUCUGGUCAGAGGGCUCUCUUGCUUCCCAUGCUCAGGCUGCUCAAAGUGAGGGGCAAAGGUCAGGAGAUGGUGUGGUUUGUUAGCGCCAUUAGUGUGGCCAGGAAGGAACCGGGAUGGAGAGGCUGGGCGGGGGGCAGGGAAAACCCCUGGCGGCACCAGUCCACAGGCCAUGAAGCCUGGAGUGGCACCUGUGGAAGCUUCUGUGUUCUUUCCUUCUGCUCACCUGGGGAGGGCACUGAGAGGAAGGAGACUUCCCCUCUGUCCUUAACUCUCACUGCGGGCUUUUAGACUCGGAUCCCUUCUCUCCAGCCAGCUACUGCUUUCUUUGUGACACCAAGUGCCUCAAGCUGGAAGGGGGAAGGAGGACAAGGGUCACUCUAUCGGGUGGGGUGGAAACCAAAUCAGCCCAAGGGUAUAAUUAGGACUCCUGUAUUAAGUCCUUGGUCCUGAGUAUAUCACGUAAAAGGAUAUAACUAGAUAUGUAAUAAAGUUUUAUGUUUAGAAGUUAAAA